AUGCGCGCCGAGGUCCCGGCGGCCCUUUCCGCCGCCGUGUCCGCGCUGCUGGCCGGCCUCCCGCUGCCCGCGCAGCCAGCACCCCCCUCCCUCCCGCCCCAAUCGCACGCGCGGCCCGCUCCGGAUGCCUCCCUCUCCGCCCGCGCCACCUUCUUCAACCCUUUCUCCCCCAAGCAGCCCGCCCCUCCCUCCAAGACCGCUCCGUCCCCCCCCGCCCAGAACACCCGGCAAGACUCUUCGUCGCCACGCGCGUCCGAUUUGCAGCUCUUCGAUUCGGGCGCCCCGCCGGCGGCACGCACGAAGCCCGCCCGACACCCGCCCUCGUUCGUCACGCAGGCGGUCCGGUCGGUCGGCACGUCAGUUGUAAGGAUUGACACCGAGCGCGUCAUACGCCCCUCGUCUAGCAUCCCGAGCGCGCUGGAUCCGAUAUUUGACGACCCUGCGUUGUCGAGGCUCUUUGGCGAGCCACCGACGAAGAUUCGCAUGGAGCGCGGGCAGGGGUCUGGCUUUAUUAUUUCCGCGGACGGCUACUUGCUGACGAACGCGCAUGUUGUGAGGAAUGCUCAUCGAGUAACGGUUACGUUGACGGAUGGCAGGUCGUUUGUGGGCGUUGUGAAAGGAGCAGAUGAGUAUCUCGACUUGGCUGUUAUUAAGGUGGAUACGGAGGGGAAGAAAUUGCCGGUGGCUACAAUGGGAACGAGCGCGGAGCUGGAAGUCGGCGAUUGGGUUAUCGCUGUGGGGAAUCCGGUGGGGCUGGAUAAUACGGUCACGCUAGGCAUUGUGUCGAGUUUGAAUCGGUCUUCAUCAGAGGUCGGGAUACCGGAAAAGCGAUUGAAUCUCAUACAGACGUCGGCCUCGCUCAAUCCGGGAUCCUCAGGAGGUCCGAUUUGCAAUCAGUGGGGUGAGGUCGUCGGGAUCUCCACCGCCGUGCGCGCCAAUGCUGAAGCGAUUGGGUUUGCCAUUCCCAUCGACAUCGCAAAGGAGGUAGCAUCAGAAUUGGCACGGGGAAGAACGCUCGCGCAUGCGUUUUUAGGCAUUAAGAUGAGCAAUCACAACUCAAGUGUCGCUAAAAGGGCCAACAAGGAUCCGAACGCAGGAGUCAUCGUGCCAGAAGUUGAUGGUGCCAUCGUGAUUAGGGUUGUGCCAAAGUCGCCAGCUGCAGAGUCGGGAUUACGCAGGAAUGACGUCAUUGUGGCGAUUGAUGGGAAAAAAGUCCGGAACGCGAAGGACGUUCAGGCGUCUGUGGAUCGAGCAAGGGUGGGACAGAUGGUGAACAUGCAGGUUUUUAGGGGCGAUGCCAGUUCUGCCCUCACUCUAGGAAUCAAGACUGGGAACUUGUCACUGAUCAAGAGAGACAACCUACCGAGAACAAUAAUUGUUCCAGGUCAAUAGCUUCGGUUGGGUGGGGGGUAGAAAAUGUGAGGAAGGAUGUCUCUUUGCUCUUGGGAGUGUUGGGUCACUUCGGGUUUGAACCCGCGAACCUGACGCUGCUGCCAUGAAUGAAUAGUAGUGAUUGUUGCUGAUGGCGACUGUGAAUCCCCGGUGCUGAAGGCACACGACGGUUUCACUUCACCGCCGCGUAAAUCGCAUUCUUGAAAA
Chondrus crispus (carragheen) is the source of this 1599-nucleotide messenger RNA. RefSeq lists its product as hypothetical. NCBI's taxonomy places the organism in Eukaryota, Rhodophyta, Florideophyceae, Gigartinales, Gigartinaceae. The transcript is spliced from 2 exons. Gene Ontology annotation, molecular function: serine-type endopeptidase activity; protein binding. The record is from RefSeq and is a predicted model, not a curated record. Gene Ontology annotation, biological process: proteolysis. Bases 1 to 1392 code for a protein of 463 amino acids.